CGACAUCCUCUGCAGUGCCUAGCACAUGGAUUUCAGGACCUCCUGUGAAGAGACAAAGACGGGUAUCUGUUUGCUGCAGGAUGGUAAUCAGGAGCCUUUCAAAGUGCGCCUCCACCUGGCCAAGGACCUCCUGAUGAUCCAGGAGCAGGAUGUGAUUUGUGUGUCUGGUGAGCCUUUCUAUUCUGGUGAGAGAACGUUGACCAUUAGAAGACAGACUGUAGGAGGAUUUGGAUUAAGCAUAAAGGGGGGAGCAGAACAUAACAUUCCUGUUGUCAUUUCAAAAAUCUCCAAGGAGCAAAGAGCGGAACUUUCAGGAUUACUCUUUAUUGGGGAUGCAAUUCUACAGAUAAAUGGAAUUAAUGUGAGAAAAUGCAGACAUAAAGAAGUGGUUCAGGUUCUUCGGAAUGCUGGAGAAGAAGUGACUUUAACAGUAUCAUUUUUAAAAAGAGCACCUGCUUUCCUCAAACUCCUGUUGAAUGAAGACUGUGCAUGUGCUCCUAGUGACCAGAGCAGUGGCACCUCCUCUCCUCUUUGUGACAGUGGCUUACAUCUCAACUACCAUCCCAACAAUACAGACACAUUAUCAUGUUCCUCAUGGCCAACAUCAUCAGGCCUGAGAUGGGAAAAGCGAUGGUGUGACCUCAGACUGAUUCCUCUACUUCAUUCGCAUUUCUCUCAGUACUUUCCUGGGACAGAUCUGAGUCGGCAGAAUGCUUUCCAAGUCACUGCUGUGGACGGGGUGUGCAGUGGAAUUAUUCAGUGCCUCUCUGCUGAAGACUGUAUUGACUGGCUACAAGCAAUAGCAACGAAUAUUUCAAACCUCACAAAGCACAAUAUUAAAAAAAUCAACAGAAAUUUUCCUGUAAACCAGCAGAUAGUCUACAUGGGCUGGUGUGAAGCACGGGAGCAGGAACCCCUUCAGGACAGGAUGUAUUCUCCAACGUUUCUCGCCCUGAGAGGCUCGAGUCUUUACAAGUUUUUGGCACCUCCAGUCACCAUCUGGGACUGGACUCGAGCUGAGAAAAUUUUUUCCAUUUAUGAAAUUAUGUGCAAGAUUCUCAAGGACAGUGACCUGCUGGACCAGCGGAAACACUGCUUCACCGUGCAGUCUGAGUGCGGGGAGGACCUCUACUUUUCCGUGGAGCUUGACUGUGACCUUGCACAGUGGGAGCGAGCCUUCCAGAUAGCAACCUUCCUCGAAGUGGAGCGGAUACAGUGCAAGACUUAUGCGUGUGUGCUAGAAAGUCAUCUAAUGGGACUCACUAUUGACUUCAGCACAGGAUUUAUCUGCUUUGAUGCUGCAACAAAGGCUGUACUUUGGAGGUAUAAAUUUUCUCAGCUUAAAGGCUCUUCAGAUGAUGGCAAGAGCAAAAUCAAAUUUUUAUUUCAGAAUCCAGAUACUAAACAGAUUGAAGCAAAGGAGUUGGAAUUUUCAAAUUUAUUUGCUGUUCUUCACUGCAUCCAUUCAUUCUUUGCUGCCAAAGUAGCUUGUUUGGACCCUCUAUUUUUAGGUAGUCAGGCUACUUCUUCUGCUGCUGCCAGCUCUGCUGCAACAAGCAAAGCAAAGUAUCCGACUUGACACACUGAGCUCUUCAUUGUGACUCAGGAUGACUGUGUAAGCAGAGUACUCAUAUUAAUCACUCUAGA
This is a messenger RNA of Trichechus manatus latirostris (Florida manatee), 1647 nucleotides long. It is a transcript of the gene SNTG1, whose product is annotated as syntrophin gamma 1. Lineage: Eukaryota; Metazoa; Chordata; Mammalia; Sirenia; Trichechidae. The record is from RefSeq and is a predicted model, not a curated record. Gene Ontology annotation, molecular function: protein binding; structural molecule activity. Gene Ontology annotation, cellular component: dystrophin-associated glycoprotein complex; intracellular anatomical structure. The transcript is spliced from 17 exons. Bases 26 to 1579 code for a protein of 517 amino acids.